UCGGUGUUGGUUGGUUGUUUUAGUAACCGAACAGUUACAUGCUAAAUCAUACACAAUGCAAAUCAGUGCUACCGUGUUCAUAUUGGUUCUAGUACUACGGCAUAGGGAAGAAGUAAGCGGUGCCGCUAUUGCUGAUCGUUUAUCUCCAAUGGCACUCAUUAUCGGUGGCACUGAUGUUGAGGAUGGGAAGGCACCAUAUCUAGCUGGUUUGGUGUAUAACAACUCUGAAACAUAUUGUGGUGGCUCGAUUAUAGCCGCUCGAUGGAUCUUGACAGCAGCUCACUGUGUAACAAACGUUACUGUCACAAAUUUAACUGAAGUACGGGUGGGAACAAAUGAUAACUAUAAAGGUGGAUCGAUGUACCAAAUCGAUCGUGUUAUACCACAUGAGCGGUACAGUGCUAUAACAAUCCGCAAUGACGUUGCGCUGCUUCGUCUGAAGACCCCAAUAAAAUUUGAAGAACACGUUGAGAAGAUUGAACUUAACGAGGAGAUCGUUCCGAUUAAUGCUACACUAACAAUUGUUGGAUGGGGAUUCGUUGGAUGGAACAAAGAAACCCCAAAACGAACUCAAGUGAUUAAAGUUCAACAUAUUGGUCUAAACCGUUGUCGAAAGAUGCCAAAGGGUAGUACUAUUUACCCUGAACAUCUGUGUACUUUUUCUAGAGCAGGGCAUGGUUUGUGCAAGGGAGAUUCUGGUAGUCCUGUGGUAUGGAAAGGGAAACAGGUUGGCGUAGUCAGUUGGGCAAUGACGGACAUGUGUGCAAUUGGAUUACCCGAUGUACAAGCCAGCAUUAGCUACUUCUAUGGUUGGAUUAAGAAAACAAUGGCAGCUAAUAGUGAUCAUUGA
This is a messenger RNA of Anopheles merus, 850 nucleotides long. Its product is annotated as chymotrypsin-2-like. Lineage: Eukaryota; Metazoa; Arthropoda; Insecta; Diptera; Culicidae. Gene Ontology annotation, biological process: proteolysis. Bases 56 to 850 code for a protein of 264 amino acids. Gene Ontology annotation, molecular function: serine-type endopeptidase activity. The transcript has 4 exons. The record is from RefSeq and is a predicted model, not a curated record.